Messenger RNA from Malaya genurostris, 3180 nucleotides. RefSeq names its product Bardet-Biedl syndrome 7 protein homolog. Gene Ontology annotation, cellular component: membrane; ciliary basal body; axoneme. The record is from RefSeq and is a predicted model, not a curated record. NCBI's taxonomy places the organism in Eukaryota, Metazoa, Arthropoda, Insecta, Diptera, Culicidae. Gene Ontology annotation, biological process: non-motile cilium assembly; intracellular protein localization; intracellular transport. The transcript has 4 exons. The coding region runs from base 1 to 2226 and encodes 741 amino acids. Gene Ontology annotation, molecular function: protein binding.
AUGGAACUCGAACUAACCCUUGUCGAUUAUGCUACCGUCGGAUUAACGGCACCCAGUUGUCUACAGCUGCUACCAACCCUGUCCGGAAGCAGCGAUUCACGAGGUACUGUCAGACAGCAGCAGAAGGCGGUAGUUGGUGACCAAGACGGAGUUUUGCAGUUAUUUUCUAUGAAGAAAGAUGAGCUGCAGAUUCACUUUAAAACAUUACCGAGCGAUAAAAUCGCAUCGGUCAAACUCGGAGGCGCUAUCGGUUCGGUGCCGGAUAAAAUAUUUACCGCUUCGGAGAAUAAGGUUCGGGGCUUCAACAAAAAGGGAAAAAUGUUUCUGUCAUUCGAAACAAACUUGACGGAAAACAUUCGAUCGAUGUUUGUGAACGGAAGUGAUUUACUAGUUUGUGGAAAUCACGUAUACAAUCACUAUAAAGACUGCAAAGAGGUAGGGUCGUAUUUAUGCGGGGACGCGAUCGUGGACGUGGCUGGACUCUGUCCUAAUAAUACAAGUCGACUUAUCACCGUCCUGGCAUGCUCGGGAAGAGUUCUACGAAUUCUAGAGCACUCACGAGUACGUCAAACAUUGGAAGUAGACAGUGUACCGACUGUUCUACAUGUUCCCAAAGGUCUGGGCGAUCGGAUCAUGUGUGGUUUCAGCGAUGGUAAGGUGAUAUUGUUCCACAUAAACCUUCUACUGAGUGAGGUCAAACGGGAGACGUUGGUUGAAGACAAUGAAAAUGUCAGUGCUGUUACCUGCAUGACGACAUACGAUCUAUCGGGAGAUGGAAAAGAUGAGUUGAUCAUCGGAAGACGGGAUGGUACACUGCAAGUUUUUAUUAUGAGCUCAGAUGAAUAUCAAUUCGAAAUGGAAUGCACUCAGAUAUUCCGUGAAAACUUCAACGAAAGUAUCUCUUGUGUUCAGGGAGGUUGCGUUGGGGCCAACAGUUACUUGGAAAUUGUUGUGUGUACUUACUCGGGUCGAGUAUUUGGUUUGACAACCCAAUGCAUUAGCAGAAGUCUGAGUGAUAACAAUAAACGCAGUGCAGAUAAUACAACUCCGGAUAACUCAACAAAAUUACACAAAUUACGAGUCGAAAUCUAUGAACUUGAACAAGCGAUAAACCGAGAACGAGAACGCUAUCAACAUUCAACGCAAGCUCUAUCAACCGGACUGUCUGCGAUUCCAAUGCUGCCGGUAAACGAUUCGAUGCUGUUGUGCCAGGAGGAUGCAACCUAUGCAUUAACUAUUGAAAUCCCUACUUCGAUUGAGCACGUUUUGCUUCAGUGUGAUGCUCCGAUUAAUUUGAUCGAUGUAGAGAAAAAUUCAGCAGUUGUUAGCUUCAGUGAAUGUGAUAAAAUGAGCGGAAAUAGUUUGCUUGCCAGCUAUCGUUGCCAGUCCAAUACAAAUCGAGUUGACUUGAAAUUCCGCACAGUAGAAGGCCAGUGUGGUACUCUGCAGGUGUAUGUUACUCCGAAUCUACAACCAAAGUGCUGCCAACUCAAACGAUAUCCUAUUAAGCCAUUAUCACUGCACAUGAUCACUCACAGCAUACCUGACGAUGUGACAAACCGACCGAUGGCUGUUCUUACAUUGAAAGGAGCUUUCAGUCAGGCCGAGAUGCACAAUUGGUUAAUCAAUACGAUCCCGGAGAUACCGGAAAAGACUUAUGGGAACGACAAAAUACGAUUGAUGUUUCGACACGUAUUUGUAGGAACAAUUCUCAUUUGUGUGUACGGGAAAAUGGAGGCAGAUUUUAGGAGUGACAACAUUUCAACAAUAUCAAUUCUUAAGGAUUUUAUUACUAAGGAAGCGACAAAAAAACGAAUUAAACUGGAAAUUGUGACCAAUGCAAACGAGCAAACCAUACCUGGAUUGAUUAAACUUAUCGAGCCGAAAAUUCUGCAUUACAACAAUCUGACCAAAGAUUAUCAAUUCUUGCAAGCUCUUAUCGACCUAGAUAUACGCAAUGAUGAAGAAUUUUGCACAUUGUCAGAAGAGUAUCAGAAUUUGUUGAAAAAUCAACGACAAAUCGAAGCGGAGUUUAAAAAACAGCCAACCAUCCUAAACCGAAUAUACGGAAUUUUGACCGAUCUCUACAUUGAUAAGUUCAAGUUCAAAGGGGUGAACGUUAAAACGAAGUUACCGCAUUUGAUUGAUCUGCUCGGGAAUUACGAUUUUGAUAAAUUGGUCCAUUUUUUCAGUGUUAUUAAGGAUGUCGAUGAGGGAGGGGUUUAGUGAACAUAUCAAUUUAGAGUGAUAUGAGGUCAUGUCAUGUUAAACUGUCGUGAAGGAUGCUAUUACAUUUCCCUGAAACCAUUUCGUCGGAUUUUUUUGCAUAAUGCACCGGAAAAAUAUUCCCUAGAAUGUACUAUACUACAGAAAACUAAACGAAAAUAAACUUCGGAGCCCGGGUUGUUGGUUCAAUACAUACGGCGCUGGUCUUACAAGCCAGUUGUCUUAUGUUCGAGCCUCGACCUGGAAGGAUUUAUAGUGUCAGUAGGAUCGUAGUACUAGCCAUGCAAUGAGUCUGUACGCUAAGAAUCAGCUGCGAAGUUUGUUGAAACAGAAAGGCCAAAUUCCCCAAAAGGAAUGUAAUGACAAGACUUUGCUUUAGGAAAGCUUCCUCCAGAAUAUGAAAAACCGAAGCUUAUUCCCUAGAAAGUACUAAUGCCCAAAAAAAUUUCAGCUUUGGAAUGUAAGAAUGUACCGUAACCCAGAAAACAAUACACUAGCAGGAUACAUCCCAUUUCGCCGACAACUAUUAGGUACCAUGGAGAAAAAUUAAUUUUAAAUUUGAACAUGUUGAAUUCAACGAUAUUUCAUUUUGAAUUAACGCCAGAGCAUUGAAUUCAAAUAUAUUGGACUUCGAAUUCAAAUAUAUUUCAUUUCAAUCUAAAUCUAAUAAGGUUUGUUUAUAAAACCAGGCUUUCGUGUAGAUUCAAUGACACAUUUUUUUUAAUUUAUUAAAUUGUUUUUUAAAACUGAUUUCUGAAUGGUUGUAAAUAUAUUUUUGCUUUUUUCAUAUAGAAAGACUAUGUAAUCAUUGUGAAAACCGAUUUUUGAAACGAGGUCCCGAGGGCCGAGCAAAUGGCUGUGUGUCCAUCCGUGUGUCUGUGUGUCCGUCCGUGUGAGUGUGUGUAUGUAUGUUUCAUUCAUCGAUUUUCACAAACUGAGAUUCAAAUGAAAGGU